This is a messenger RNA of Tilletiaria anomala UBC 951, 2976 nucleotides long. RefSeq names its product actin-like ATPase domain-containing protein. The transcript has 2 exons. Gene Ontology annotation, biological process: negative regulation of hypoxia-induced intrinsic apoptotic signaling pathway; endoplasmic reticulum unfolded protein response; cellular response to hypoxia. Gene Ontology annotation, molecular function: ATP binding; ATP-dependent protein folding chaperone. Gene Ontology annotation, cellular component: endoplasmic reticulum chaperone complex. Bases 136 to 2850 code for a protein of 904 amino acids. NCBI's taxonomy places the organism in Eukaryota, Fungi, Basidiomycota, Exobasidiomycetes, Georgefischeriales, Tilletiariaceae. The record is from RefSeq and is a predicted model, not a curated record.
CUCCUAACAUUCCAGAAAAGGGUAUCUGAGAGGGGCUACUUGGCAUCACAUCUGUAGCAGCAUCUGCGCGGCUUUCAGACCUUUGCCGAGAUGGCCGUCAUGUCCAUCAUGACGCCAAGAACGCAAAGUAGAGGUAUGACCCGCCUUGCACCGCUGCUUCUCGCUCUUUUCAUGCUCCCGGCCCUCAUAGCGCCAAUGGCUGCAGGCAUGGGCGUCGUAUCCAUAGACUAUGGUACAGCGUUCAUGAAGGCGGCCUUGGUUAAACCGGGCAUGCCAUUCGAUGUCGUGUUGUCCAGCGACAGUAAGCGCAAGGUACCCUCUGUUGUCGCAUGGAAGCAGCAUGAGCGCCUCUUCGGCAGCGAUGCAGAGAACGCCGCCGGUCGCUUCCCAAAAGACACUUAUGCGGCGAUGAAGCUACUAUUGGGAAGAGAGCUGUCCAAUGAACAAGUCAAGCAGCGGCAAGCACAGCUCUACCACACAGACUUGGUCGCCGCGGACAAUCGCCCCGAGGCAAUCGGCGCCCUGCGUACACUCAAGACAGCGGACAAUCAAGAUAUCGUUUACUCCAUCGAAGAACUUGUCGGUAUGCAGUUAGCACACAUGAAGCAGCUCGCUGAAGCAACUGCAGGAGAGGAUGUCAAAGUGACCUACCCAGGCAACAUUGGCACGUUCGGCGGACUUGACGUCGUCCUUACUGUGCCAGGUUACUUUACCGCUGCCGAGAGGCAGGCCAUCUUUGAUGCGGCUCAGCUAGCAGGCAUGAAACCUCGAUUGGUCAGCGAUGGUGCUGCAGCUGCAACUUCGUAUGCGCUAAGUCGAACGUUCCCAAAGCCGGAAAAACAUAUGUUCUACGAUGCCGGUGCCGGAUCUACGCGUGCAACGAUCGUCGAGUUCUCUACCCAGCAGGUGAAAGCCGACAGCGUGCUUUUAAUUGGCUCGACGCAAAAGGAAGCCACCAUCGUUGAUGUCCUCUCCAUCGGUUGGGAUAGACAAGCAGGCGGGCUUGCGCUCGACCUAAUCGUGCGAGACAUUCUAGCAGACAAAUUCGAGAAGACGGCGGCUGGUCAAUCGCUCUCCACACCUUUGAGGCAGAACGACCGGGCAAUGGCCAAGCUGCUCAAGGAGGGUAAUCGAGUCAAGCAGAUUCUCAGCGCCAACGCGGUGGCGUCUUCUAGCGUCGAAGGCCUGGCGGAGGAUAUGGACUGGCGUGGGAAAGUCGAUCGAGAAGAAUUCGAGGAUGCUGUUCGUCGCUCUGGUCUCGGAAAAGGGUUCACACAACCGAUCAGCGAUGCGCUCCAGCGCGCUGAUCUUUCUAUUCACGAUCUCGACUCAGUCAUUCUGGUCGGUGGCAGCACGCGUGUGCCCCUUGUCCAAGCUGCCCUGAGAGAGGCAGGUGUCCCUGAAAGCAAGUUUGCCCAAAAUGUCAAUGCCGACGAGGCAGCCGCGAUGGGCGCCGCCUUCUAUGGCGCAUCGUACAAUCCCCAAUUCCGCAUGAAGGACAUCCGCGGCUACGACGCGAAUCCAUAUCCCGUUUUACUACGAGACCCGCUCAAUGGGGGCAAGGAGGAAGUCCUGUUUGGCAUCCAGAGCUUCAAGAACGACUUGGUCCUCAAGAGCUACACUGGAACGAAUGUGCACGAGGACUUUGUCAUGCAGGUCGGGUAUGCGAAUGACGCUGAAUGUCUUGUCGACGGCUUUAGCCAGGAUGUCGCACUAUUCAAUAUUAGCGGCAUCUCCUCUGCUCUCGCUCAUCUCACAGCAAACGGCGACAUCAGUGGCGUGAAGACAGAGCUGAACGUGACAUUUGUCAGCAAGCCCCUCGGCACUUAUGCAGUUCAGAAUGCCGUUCUCAACGUCAAGCCAAAAGUCAAGACCGGCCUAUCUGCGGCACUGAAGAGCUUCUUCGGUGCUGGAGGAGGCUCGGACGAUUCAGAAGUCGAAACCACAGAGGGAAAUAACUCGACGGCGACUGCAGCCAAGAAGCUUACGGAGGCAAAGGACAAGCUGAUCAAAUUGACAGUUGAGACAAUUCCUCAAGGCGGAUACAAGCCCAUGGAGUCACGGCAACUUAAAACGUCAAAGGAUCUUCUCUACCUUCUCGACAAGGACAAUGAGCGGCGCGCGCAGCGCGAUGAAGCUCGCAACUUGCUCGAAGGGUACAUCUACCGGGUCCGUGACUUGCUCGAGGAUAAGAGCGUUCUCUCGGCGAGCAAGAAGGAUGAGCGUGAGAAGAUCAAGCAGCGGGUCGACGAUAUCUCGAUCUACCUCGCCAGUGAGGGAGACAAGGCAGAGAUUAGCGUACUUAAGCUGAAGCGGGCCGAUCUUGAGAGGCAUGUCCGGCCCAUUGAAACGCGCAUUUCCGAAGCCUCGCUUCGAGAUCAAGCAUCUGAGUCAUUCUUGCGUGUACUUGGGGAUGCAGAUGCAUUCGUCCAGGGGGCCCAAGCGAAUCUGACACAGGCCCUGAAUGAAGGCAUCUCGAGCAAAUACGGCAAGGCCGAACUCGAUACCCUGGCAAAUACGCUAGCAAAAGACAAAAAAUGGUUUGAGACCAGUGCAGCUCUGCAGAAGAAGAAACGCAUAGACGAGGAUCCAGUUUUUCUUGUGGAGGAACUGCAAAAACGGCAGCGCAAGUUCUCGGAUACAAUCCGCAAGCUGAAGAAGCGAAAGAUCGCAAAGACCCGACCGCCAAAGAAAGCAUCACCAACGCAGGAAGGAGAGGCAGAGGGCAGCAAAGGGCCAUCAGGCACAAAGGAACCCGAAGUACCGCCACCCCCUGAAGAGGCUGGCUCUGCUCCGCCUACUGAACAAACACAAGCGAAGCACUCUCCACCCCUUCACGAGGAAUUGUAAUCUAUGCACACACGUGAAAGGCGACCGCGCGCGAAGGGUCAGUCAUCCGCGUAAGAGGCAUAAGGCGGGCCCAACGAAGCUCACGUUCUCGUGUUAUCAACAAGAAAUCCAGAAUAUAUUUUGCCC